This is a messenger RNA of Ichthyophthirius multifiliis, 1755 nucleotides long. RefSeq lists its product as hypothetical. Gene Ontology annotation, cellular component: endoplasmic reticulum. Gene Ontology annotation, biological process: endoplasmic reticulum membrane fusion. The record is from RefSeq and is a predicted model, not a curated record. Lineage: Eukaryota; Ciliophora; Oligohymenophorea; Hymenostomatida. The transcript has 5 exons. The annotation marks the transcript as partial. Gene Ontology annotation, molecular function: GTPase activity; GTP binding.
UUUUAUGAAAAAACAACUGCUUUAUUUGCUUUGGCGAUUUCUUAAAUUUUUAUAAUAAAUUUAAAUACUCUUAAUAUAGGACAUGAAUCAGAAUAUAAUAUUAUAAAAAUUAUAUUAGAAAUGAAUCUAAGAUUGUUCAAAAAAAAUGACCAAACUAAAUAAAUUUUAAUCGUUUUAAGAGACUUUAAUGAUUAAAAUGAUGAUUUUAAAGUAAUUUGUGAUGAUCUACUAUAAGAAAUACAGGAUAUUUGGUAAAAUGAUAUUAUAAAACCUUAAGAAUUUUAAAAUGUGGACUUAAAAUAACAUUUUAAAAUUAAUUUUUAUAAAUUAGCGCAUUAUCAUUAUGAGAUUGAAAAAUUUAAUAAAUAAUUAUUUGAAUUAAGAAAUUAAUUUGUACAUUAAAAUAAUUAAAAUUUUUUACUAAAAGACUAUAAGUAAAGUAGUAAUUUACCUAUUGAUGCUUUAGAAGAGUUAAUUAAAAAUUUAUGGGAAACAAUAAGAAAUAAUUAAGACUUGAAUUUACCAAAUGCGAAAAUUUAAGCAGCUUAGAUUAGAUGUAUUAAAAUUUAAGAAUAGUCAAUCAAUUUUUUUUCAGAAAAGUUUAUUGAAUUAAAAAAAAAAGCCGAAAAAAACAUUGUAGAAGAUUUUGGAAAACAAACAAAUUAGAUUAUUUAAUAAAGUACUGAAUUUUAUGACGAAUAAACUAUUUAUUAUUAAAACGAAAUCAAAUAGGAUAUUAAAUAAAGACUUUAUGACGACUUAAUGAUGAAAAGUAAGGAUGCUUUUAUCAGUUAUAUGAACAAAGUUUAAUAAGAAUUACUUAAAUAAAAUUAAAAAAAAAACUUUUGUAAUACAAUUUAAUAAUUAGAAAAACUAAUAAAUUAUACAAUAUAAUAUUUUAAUAAUAUAAUAUAAUGUAGUAUUCCAUUCUAAUAAUGUUUAUAACUAUGGGAAAUUUAAAAAAUAUAUGAAUUAUUUAAAUUGUAAAUAAAUAAUUUCUUUGAACAAGAAAAGAAUAUAUGUUUAACAAACUAUUUAAAUUAAAAAAUAGAAAAUUCAAAAAACGAAUUAGAAAAAUUCAUUACUGAUUAAUUUUACAAUUUAAACUAUUAAUUUUGGGAUUUAAUAAAUUAAUAUUAUUCUAAUUUAAAAAACGAAAAUUAAUCCCUUAUUUUAUAAGAUUUAAAAUCUUAUUUUUCUAAUAGAAAAAUAGCAGAUUGUAUAGAUGAUUUUGAUAAUAAAACAGAUUAAAAUAUAAAAAAAAUAAUUUAUUUAAAAUCUAAAGAUUUAUUAUAUUAUAUUAUUUAAUAGUAAAAUUUUUAGAUAUAUAUAUAUAAUUAUAUUAUAAUUAAAAAAAAAAAUAGAUUUAAAAAAUAGUUUCUUUAUGAUAAUGAGGGAUUAUCUUUGAAUUGGAAAAUAUUAGAUGAUGAAAUGAUUAGAGUGAAAUAUUUAAAUCAUAGAGAUAAAAUUAUGGUUUUAAUUAAUGAUUUUGGUUACUAUUUUAUUAAAUUAUUAAAUUAAAACUAAAGUUAAAUAACAAAGGAAUAUGAAAUUCUUCUUGAAAAAAGCCAAUUGAAAAAAAUAUAAGAUUAAUUUAAAGAAUAAUCAGAAGAUAUAUAUAAAGAUGUUUUAAGAAAAAAAGUAUAAAAACUAAAAAAAAAAAUACUUCAAUUUAAAAUAAAAAAAAAAGAAUAUGAAUUUUGUAUAAGGAAUACCUAAAUGGAUAUGGAUUGCUUUAGCUUAUUUUAUGUAUGA